GGAAUACCCAUCCGCGUCAAAGGGAGAGGCGAGCUCCAGCUCCCCGCGAGCCUCAGCCCUUCAGGAGACCUGCGUUAGCAGCGGCUGAGGCCGGGGAGCAAUGGCGGCGGAGUCGCUGUCCGGUUUCUUGGACAUCCGCGCGGCGGCGCCGUUCCUGGUGGCGGCGGUGGCGUUCUACUUCCUGGUGGAGCAGCUGUCCUACCACCGCAAGAAGGGUCCCCUGCCGGGCCCGCCGCUCGUCGUGCCGUUCCUCGGGAGCGUCGCGCACAUGAUCCGCGACCCGACGGGGUACUGGGACGGGCAGGCGGCGCGCGCCAAGAAGUCCGGCGCGGGGCUCGCGGCGGACUUCCUAGUCGGGCGGUUCAUCGUGUUCAUCCGCGACUCCGAGCUGUCGCAGCGCGUGUUCGCCAACGUCCGGCCCGACGCGUUCCACCUCAUCGGCCACCCCUUCGGCAAGAAGCUCUUCGGGGAGCACAACCUCAUCUACAUGUUCGGCGAGGACCACAAGGACCUGCGCCGCCGGAUCGCGCCCAACUUCACGCCGCGCGCGCUCUCCACCUACGCGGCCCUCCAGCAGCGCGUCAUCCUGGCGCACCUCCGGCGGUGGCUGGACCGGAGCGCCGCCGAGGGCGGGCGGGCCUUCCCGAUACGGGUGCCCUGCCGCGACAUGAACCUGGAGACCUCGCAGACGGUGUUCGUGGGGCCGUACCUCACCGGGGAGGCGCGGCGGCGGUUCGAGCGGGACUACAACCUCUUCAACGUCGGGCUCAUGGCCCUGCCCGUGGACCUGCCCGGGUUCGCGUUCCGGCGCGCGCGGCAGGGCGUGGCUCGGCUGGUGCGCACGCUGGGCGAGUGCGCGCGGGAGAGCAAGGCGCGCAUGCGCGCCGGCGGCGAGCCCGAGUGCCUGGUGGACUACUGGAUGCAGGACACGCUGCGGGAGAUCGAGGAGGCCGCGGCGGCGGGGCGCCCGCCGCCGGCGCACACCGACGACGAGGAGAUCGGCGGGUUCAUGUUCGACUUUCUCUUCGCGGCGCAGGACGCGUCGACGUCGUCCCUCUGCUGGGCGGUCUCCGCGCUGGACUCCCACCCGGACGUGCUCGCCCUCGUGCGCGCCGAGGUGGCCGCGGUGUGGUCGCCUGAGUCGGGCGAGCCCAUCACCGCGGAGAAGAUCCAGGCGAUGCGGUAUACCCAAGCGGUGGCGCGCGAGGUGGUCCGUCACCGGCCGCCGGCGACGCUGGUGCCGCACAUCGCGGGCGAGGCGUUCCGGCUGACGGAGUGGUACACGGUGCCCAAGGGCGCCAUCGUGUUCCCGUCGGUGUACGAGUCGUCGUUCCAGGGGUUCCCGGAGGCGGAGAAGUUCGACCCGGAGCGCUUCUUCUCCGAGUCCCGGCGGGAGGACGUGGCGUUCAAGCGCAACUUCCUGGCGUUCGGCGCCGGGCCGCACCAGUGCGUGGGGCAGCGGUACGCGCUGAACCACCUGGUGCUGUUCAUGGCUCUGUUCGUGUCGGUGGUGGACUUCCGGCGGGAGAGGUCGCCGGGGUGCGACGACCCGGUGUACAUGCCGACCAUCGUGCCCAAGGACGGCUGCGCCGUGCGGCUCACGCAGCGCCGCGCCAAGUUCCCGUCUUUCUGAGCGCCCCUUGUCUGUCCUCUCGCUCCUCCUGCCUCCUCUGCCAUUCCAUUCCCUCUCUCCUCUCGGUUCCAUUUUUCUUUUCGAUUUCUUGGCGGGUCGCGCCCUCCGGUCGCCGUGUGAUGCUUUGGUGGUGGUGAUGAUGAUUUGUAGGUUGUGGUGUUGGCUUGCUCGUGUCUGCUGUGUGGCGGGGACACUCCAUUCAAUUAUUUUGUUGGCAAUUGGGUUGGGUCUGGUCGGGUUCGGGACUCGAUCUGCUGCUUGGGGUCCCAGCCUGUCCAGAGGAGGAAGAAGAUAGUAGCAGUGUCAGUGUGAAUGAAUGAAUACUGUGGGUUGUUGGUGACUGCA
Panicum hallii is the source of this 1978-nucleotide messenger RNA. Its product is annotated as cytochrome P450 710A1-like. Gene Ontology annotation, molecular function: oxidoreductase activity, acting on paired donors, with incorporation or reduction of molecular oxygen; iron ion binding; monooxygenase activity. The record is from RefSeq and is a predicted model, not a curated record. Bases 101 to 1633 code for a protein of 510 amino acids. Gene Ontology annotation, biological process: sterol metabolic process. The transcript has a single exon. NCBI's taxonomy places the organism in Eukaryota, Viridiplantae, Streptophyta, Magnoliopsida, Poales, Poaceae.